GGGCGAAGAUGGCGUGCUUCACUUCCAGCCGUUUCAGCUGAUAUUGAGAGUGUCAAUGAUGGCACUGGACUUAGCAUAGAUAGAACCAGAUCCAACAGUGCACUCUCAGUGAGUUCAGGUUCAACUUCAGGUAUGUUGUAAGUGAAAAUGUGGGAUUUUAAUAUAAAUCUUUUCCAACAGAUAGAAUACUGAUGGCUGUGACCAGAAAAGUGUCUUUUUCAUAGGGAGCUUUUGUGACAUGGGCCAGCGGAACAGAAAGAGUACUAUAAUAAUUAUUAUGAUGUUUUAUUUCCUUUAAUUGCUAUUAAGAAUAUUGGAAGCAUACCAUGAAGUGAAAUUGAAAAUUAUAUUCUUUCUCGAGAUAAGUGAGUAGUUAAUAAGAUAAUUGUGAAAAAUACCAGAAGCAAAGGAGGUCUAUUAAUUUUUUUUUAAAAACGUAUCAAUUGAAAAUUCUGUAAAUCUGAACUUUUGGUAAUGUCAAUAUAGACGUCAGUUUGCAGGACUCGCAAUGGUGUCUAGCAGUAUGAUAACUAUUUAAAGUAUGUUGAGAAUAUAAAGUUAAAGGCUAUGUAUUUGUCUGUGAUUAAGAUAAACAUAAAUAAUAUCUUGCAGAUUUUCAUUCAAGUGCUUCAGUUACUAUCACUACAGCAGGCAUUUCCAGACUGUCAGUAACAGCACCAAGUGCACCAGCUACAGGUUAUGUCGUAUUCCUUUUCUUUUCUUUUUUUUUAUAAUGAAAAUCGUGCAUUAUAAAUGUAUCUGUAUGAAUGGCUUUAUUUAGGCAUAAAAUUUCAACUUUAUCAGAUUGAUCAGCAGCAAACAUCCAUGUACAACAAAAUAAUAUUAAAAUAAUAGAAUAAGUAUUAUAAAUAAUAAAAAUAAUUUCUGCAGUCAAGAAACUUGGUACAAAUCCCUUUUAAAAAAUGUUUGAUUAUUUUCUUCUGAAUAGGUGUCAUCGAAUUACCAGAGGCUAGUGUUUUACUUGAUCUAAUACCUGAAAAUCAGGGUAAGUAGAAAGUUAAAAUAAAACCCACUGUUCAUGUUAACAGGUCACAUUGGUUUGAACUUAACAAUUCUUCGAUAUCACUCCAUCCCAUUUUCUAUUAAUCAAAACAUGUUUAACAGACAUGCCGAAUUAUAAACAUCACCUAGAAGAUGUACUGUAAACACAUCUUUACUACCAGUCGAAUAGUUUGGGAGUUUCUGUUUUCAUUUACAAAAAUUAUUUCAAUUUGUUGUUUUGCAGGUCACGUACUAAGUCCGUUGGAGUCAUCUAUUCGAAUGACACAUUAUCCAAGUCUUCCUUUCAGUCAUCCAUGUACCUUCCAUACGGUAAUUGUUAUUUUUGUGGUUGCUAUUAGUAUUGUUGUUGGCGGUAUUUUAAUUUUUUAUUACUACUAUUAUUGUUUGUUUCUUAAGUUUUCAUUAUGUGUACAGAUCCAUUUUAUACAUAUAUUUUCCAUGUUUCAUUUUUAGCUUAUGGAAAUGUCAAGAUUGGAUGGAGAAUUGGGUAGACCUGCGCUUGUGUGUAUUUGUAGUGAACGUCAGUGGCUUCUUUGGAGGUAUUGUAGAUGCCUUGCUUUUAUGUCUUAACCAUUUUGGAAAUUUAUAUCUUCCCAAACAUUGUUUUUGUUAAUUAAAACUGGCUGUAAGAGGUCUAUUUGUACUUAUUUAAAUAGCUGUGGUUGUUGAUUAUGUGAAUAGAUGUAAUAGAUCACAACCAGAUCAGAGUACAAGUCUGAUGACAAUGAAUGUAUAAAAUAUGUGCAAUGUGCUUCUAUGCAUAAAUUUUGAUCUUUCAGGCCCAUUUUUGAGAACAGUGAGAUUGCUAAGCUGGUGAAUGAAAACUUUAUAUUUUGGGUCCAACCGUCAGAUCAUGGAGCUGAAGGAAGGGAAGGUAUAUUUUCCUCCUCAAAUAAUCGCUGUCCUUGAAUGAUCGUCCACUUUUGGUGCAAAAAAAGAGCCCAUGGCUAAUUGUUGAAGGAUAGACAGUAUAAAUUAAGAUAUUUAUGGGUAACAUGUAACACGAAAAAUUUAUUAAUAGAUGAUACAACAACUCCGACUGUGCAUACGUAUUCAGAUCAAUUAAGUCAUUUCAGUGAAUGAUGGAAAAAAUCAAUGGUCAGUAGUAAUUUUGCAAUAAGAUACGUGCUUCUCUUUCAUUCAGGAUUAGCUGCCAUAAAUCAGCAGAACAAUAAUACUGGGAUUGUAGCUAUCGUAUGCUCAAGAGCAGUUGGUGAAAUUAAAGUCUUGCUAAAGGUUACA
Messenger RNA from Porites evermanni, 2265 nucleotides. NCBI's taxonomy places the organism in Eukaryota, Metazoa, Cnidaria, Anthozoa, Scleractinia, Poritidae. The record is from the annotation of a GenBank genome assembly.